UACUUUUAGGUAUUAAAAUGGCGAAUUUCUCUAGUACUCAAGAGAAUGACCUUCCACUUACUCUCCCCACGUCUGGUCCUCCAGGAGGUAAAUUCCAGCCGGUCCCUCCUCUACCCGCCAUGUCUUUUGGAGCUCCUCCUCCCAUGCCCGCGCCCCGCCCCCCAGCAGCAGUUUUGUCUCCUGAUUCAUCAAAUCAGAUCCCUAAUCAGUCUCCUCUCCUUGUGUCUCCGCCCUUGGCCCCACCCCUUCUCCCCGGCAUGGACCCACGCCCACUGCUCCUGCCGCCUUUCCCCGGGAACCCUCCUCCUCAUGUUGUCAUGCCAACGAAUCCGGGACUGCUAAUGAGACCCGAAAUACCUUUUAAAGCUCCACCCACUGAAGAGGAUGGGCCUAUAUGGAUGGAGCACAGUACUAGUGAUGGAUCGGUGUAUUAUUUUGAGCCGACGACUAAAAAGACAAUGUGGGAGAGACCAGCCGGUGCUAGGAUCGUACCUUUUAAUAAACCUGAACCAGGUCCUGGUGCCCCUCCCCCCUUACCCCUGGGGGUCCCCCUCAUUCCCCAGAGGGUGUGGUCAGAGCACAAGUCCCCUGAUGAUGAUACCAGAACUUAUUAUUACAAUAAAGUCACUCGCCAGUCAUCCUGGGAGAAACCAACCGAUUUUGAGCUUGUGAUGCCACUCCCCGCUAACCUGGACGUUCUCCGUUCUUCCGAGGCCAUGCCUACUUCCUCUGAAACCCCACCCACUUCUUUAGUACCAGCUAAUGCUGAUGUCAUUGACCAAUCAAUAGGCGAUGAAGAUAACUUAAAACCUGUCCUUGUUCCCCAAAGCAGCUUUGAUCCACCUACAGUUAGUACAGGUCUCCCUCCUUCUAAUCACCUCCUCCCUCCUUCCUCUUCCUCCUUCUUGCCUGGCAACUCGGACUCUACCAAACCCGAUCAGACGGAGCCAAUGGAAAUGAACGAGAAAGAGCUCCUUGCGAUAGUAGCAGCUAAACUAGGCACAGGUCCUUCUCCUCCUACUCUUCCUCCCUCUCUUCCAGUCAAAAUGGCUCCGAAUCCUAAAAUUGAAGAGAGGAAAGGCCCUCAUCCAAUUGAUAGUGUGCCUGUCGCUGGUACCCCAUGGUCUGUUGUCUUUACCAGCGAUAGAAAGCAGUUCUUCUUUGAUGCUACUAGUCGUAAGUCGUACUGGAAGCUCCCGCCAGAGCUGAUUCAUAAUCCGCUUGUACUUAAGAUUCUUGAAGCACCUCCGUGGAAAAAACAGAGAGUUGGUGAAUUGGAGGAACCAGCCACAAAGAAAAUGAAAUUAGCUGCUUUGGUUGGUGAGGAUGAGGAUUCUGCAGAAGAGGAAAAGGGAGGUCACCUUUUCCCUCCUGAUCCUGUCAAGAUGGAGGGGAUUGAGGUUGACCUCUCUGCAGCUGUUAAAGCUGAAGUUGCCGAGAGAGCGAAAGAAAUGAAAGCAGCAGAAAUGAGAGCCAGGGUAUCACUAGAGGAGAGAACAGAAAUAUUCAAAGCAAUGCUACUGGAGAGAGAGGUGUCAGCAUUCUCUACUUGGGAGAAAGAGCUACCAAAGUUUGUAUUCGAUGAGAGGUAUCAGUUGUUACUCGCUAAAGAAAGGAAAGCUGCUUUUGAUGAGUUUGUUGCUGCUCGAGUUGAAGCAGAGCUUAAGGAAAGGAAGAGUAAAGCUAAGGAGAAGAGAGACACCUUUAUGACCUUUCUAAGAGAAGAUUGCAAAAUCACUGCAAAAUCAACAUUCACUGAGUUCAUCAGACAGUAUGCUAGGUGUGAGAAGUUUAAAGUUAUUGAGAAGAUGAAGGAGAGGGAGUCUUUAUUCAAUGAGCACCUAAAUGAACUUAAAAAAGCGAACAAACAAAGAAACGAGGAACAGAAACAAACUCAAAAAACUAAAGAAGAAAAGGAGAAGAAUGAUUUCCUUGCCAUGCUGAAGGAAGAUCAUAGUUUGAGUGACAAGUCACAAUGGAAGAAAGUCAAGUCCUCAUUUCACAAGGAUAGGCGAUACAAAGCUAUUGAGAGCUCGUCAAGAAGAGAAGAAUUGUUUAACGAGUAUAUUAAAUGUCUGAAUAGAGAUGAGAAGCAGGAGCUUAUUGCCGCCAGUCUCAGAGAGAGAGAAAGAGAAGUCCAGCUCAGUCGCUCUGCCCAAGAGAAGCAGUGGGACAUUGAGAGAGAGCAGCUCCGCCGAACAGAAGCACAGCAACACUUUUCGUCCCUUCUUGUUGACCUAAUUAAAGACCCUCUCUCAUCUUGGACCGAGAGCAAAAGACAGCUUAGGAAGGACCAGAGGUGGGAGCUGUCAGAGUUGAUAGACUUAGCCGAGAAGGAGAAGCUGUUCAGGGAGCACGUGUCACAACUUGCUAAGAAAAGACGACUUCAGUUUAGAAAGCUAUUAGAAGAAACUACUAAAAUCACUCUUACUAUGCCCUGGAAGAAAGCAAGGAAGUACAUCAAAGAAGACUAUAGAUACAAGAAUUACUCUGACAGUGAUCAUGAUCGUGAAGACGAGUAUGAGAGGUUCCUUCACGAUAAGAUGAAGCAAGCAAAAGAUGACUUCAGAUCCCUCCUCUCAGAAACAAAAAUGAUAACAUUCAAGAGUAAAGAAGUCAUCGAAUCUUCCGAUCGUCAUUUAAAGGACAUUAUUGAGACACUGAAAAAUGAUCAACGUUACUUGAUCCUUGACUGUAUUGAGGAAGAAAGGACCACUAUUUUAUACCAUUACAUUGACGAGUUACACAGCAGGGGGCCUCCUCCCCCUCCUACUGCCACUUUCCCCUCGGAGAGACUUAGGAAAUAGACCACACCCCCUAAUGGCAAUUAAUUAAUUAUUAAUUAACUUCUUAUUAAAAAUGAUUGUGUACUAUAAUAAUUAAUUACUGACAAUAAAAUAUCAUGUAAAUGGAGAAUAAAAGGAAAAUAAAUUAUUAUCAUUAUUAUUAAAAAAAGGAAAUCGUCUUUUGCAUCUUCA
Molecule: messenger RNA, 2978 nt
Organism: Amphimedon queenslandica
Lineage: Eukaryota; Metazoa; Porifera; Demospongiae; Haplosclerida; Niphatidae
Product: transcription elongation regulator 1-like
Exons: 17
Coding region: 18-2807 (929 amino acids)
Cellular component (GO): nucleus
Molecular function (GO): transcription coregulator activity; RNA polymerase binding
Source: RefSeq, a predicted model, not a curated record